CUUACUCCCACACCCGACCAUACGACCACCGCUGUCGGUGGCUUACAUGGCAACCAUGUGUGAACCAACGUAUAGGAGUCGUCGUGUACCAUCGCCAGGCGUCUUCCUGGUUAUGGACAAGGCAAAAACGGAAGCAAGGGCUUCUGGUGUUUCCGUCGUGGACUUGAGCAUUGGUGCAUCAGACCUACAGCCACCGCCGGAGGCGCUCUUAGCCUUGAAGGAAUCCGUUGACGACCCCAGCACGCACAGCUACUGCUUGAAAAGCGGCACCAUGCCGCUGCUCGAGGCAGCUACGGAAUGGUACGGCCAGCGGUACGGCGUGCAGUUAGAUCCCGCCACGGAGGCUCUAAGUCUCAUCGGAGCGCAGGAGGGGCUGGCGCAUGCGCUGCUGGCGGUGGCUGACGUGGGGGACGUCAUCCUCAUGACCAGCGUCGCCUACCCCAGCUACUUUGGCGCAGUCCAGGUUGCCGGCCUGGUCCCCCACUACCUGCCCCUGGGCCCCGACCUGCUGCCCCAGCUGGACCGCCUGACCCCGCAGCAGCUGCAGGCGGCGCGCGUGCUGCUGCUCAACUACCCCAACAACCCAACCGCCGCGGUGGCCAGCCGGGAGUUCUUCCAGCGGGCGGUGGACCUGUGUCGGCAGUACGGCAUACUGCUCGUACAUGACAACCCGUAUGUGGACCUGGUGUUUGACGAGUCCGCCGACUCCCCCUCCCCGCUGGCGCUGCCUGGCGGGCGGGAUUGCGUGUUGGAGCUCUUUUCCUUCGCCAAGUCCUACCACCUGGGCGGCUUCAGGCUGGGAUUCGCGCUGGGCAAUGCGCGGGCGGUUGCGGCGCUGGAGGCGGUGAAGGCGCCCACCGACUUCAACCAGUACAAGGGCAUCAUGCGCAUGGGUGUGGCCUGUCUGCGGCUGCCCCGAUCGGUUGUGCGGCGGGACGCGGGGGUGUGGCGGCGGCGGGCAGCUGCCAUGGUGGCGGCGCUGCGGGAGGCGGGCUGUGAGGGGGUGCGCAUGCCGGGGGCAGGUGCGGGGAGAGCAAGGAUGUGGGUGGGGAGAAGGGAGGUUUGGGGGAUUGUUUGGAGAAGGGAGGGGAUGCGUUGGUUGGGUGCAGGCCGUUCGGUGGCAUUGCUGUUUUAGGCUCACUGUAUUGGUCUAUACCUUGUACAUCGUUAUGAGUGCCGCUGUUGUUUGUGGUUGUCGUAGCUUUGGAGAGCAUGUGGGGCGAGCGUUCGAGCUUACAGCGCUGUUGUGGCAGGCUAGAAACCCUGCCAUGUCCAGAGCGGAAACAGCCGCUGCGCUGACUCGUGCAAGCAAACACCACUCCGCUUCCCAGCUCCCCCCUGCCAAGCACCCUCUACACCCAAUCCGCCCCCUCCUCCUAAUGCUAACCCGCGCUCGCCCCGCCCCUCUCCCUCCCCCCCCGCAGGCAUGUACCUGUGGCUGCCGCUGCCGGCCGGUGUGGACGACCUGCAGUUCUGCCAGCGCCUGGUUGCCCGCACCGGGGUGGCGCUGGCGCCGGGGAGGGGAUUCGGGCCGGGCGGGGCGGGGUGCGUGCGUGUGGCGCUGGUGGCGCCGGAGGAGGUGCUGGCUGGGUGCGCGAAGAGGAUUGCGGAGGCCAUGCGGGAGGCGGCGGGGGAGGUGCGAGCAGCAGUAGG
Astrephomene gubernaculifera is the source of this 1653-nucleotide messenger RNA. Lineage: Eukaryota; Viridiplantae; Chlorophyta; Chlorophyceae; Chlamydomonadales; Astrephomenaceae. The record is from the annotation of a GenBank genome assembly.